AAACAGUUGAAUAUUAGGGUUUUACGUGCGUACUAAAUAUUGCCAUGCAUGCAUCACGCAACCGUAUUGUACGUAGAUAGACGACAGGUUUAUAAUUACAUUUUAAUGUGGUCUGUAUUUUAUGAAGGAUAAUUUGGAUAUAGACAGUGAUCAAAAUUCGUCAAAAUAUGUUUGUCAAGAAAAAAGAAUGAUAGGUAUAUAUAACGGCCCUUCGAUCGGCACCACUUGGAAAGGUGUAUAUAUUGGGGGAGCAAAAGGUAAUAACUAAUUAAUAAUCAAUGCAGUUAGGCACCCACGAAAAGCCUUGUUUGAUAUUAUAUAUUUUUUUCUCCAAAAAUAGUAAAACCCUACUUGAUGUUAUAUAAAAAAAAGUCGGUAAUAGAAUAUUUUGUAUUGAAAUUUUAAUUUAACCGUGAUUUAACUAUUCAUACAGCUAAAAUCAUAUACCGACUUGAGAUUCGAUAAGCGAUUUUUUGGUUGAAAUAUCGGUACGUUACGAUUUUGAAAUCACUGUUUUUUUUAUGGAUUCUAUUUUCAUAUCGUGGAUGAGUUCUCAAAGUAAAUUCACGUGGUAAUACACCUAAGUUCAUGUAAUUUGUGUGAGUUGGUGAUUUCUCACGUUAAUCUUCUCAAUGUCAAUGUUAUAUUGCAAUGUUCUUACAACCAGAUCAUGUCCGUACAUGAUCUGGAUCAGUAACAAACUAACGUUCUAAUCGUCUGAUUAUUUAUGUGUCCAAGAGGUGGUACUGUUCGAAUCUUCAUUCACAUGCACAAAAUAGGAAAGGGAAACAUGAGUAGUAGAAAGGCAUAUAUAUAUGUAAUAUGAUUGAUCGAUGUACAUCAUUUGCUAUCUUUGUCUUCUUACACCACAUGAUGAAUUAGGUAUGUUUUAUAAUCACAUCAUGGUGCUCUUUAUAAGUUGAACGAUUACGUACGUACAUAUUAGAACUCUGAUAAAUCUACAUCAUUAUUCCUAUCUUUGUCUUCUUAUAAUACCACAUGGUCAUGAACUAGCAAGGUAGGUUUUCCUUUUGCGGUACAAGACAUGUUAGACGGUGCAUAUGCAAAGGAGAUUACGUAUACCACUUUCUCAUGUGUUGUUAUAAACGCGCUGCUACGGAUCGGGAAAUCGCCGGAAUCGAUAAAGCAAGAAUACGAAAGCGAGAAUCGAAAAAACACAGACACACGAUUUACGUGGUUCACUAACACGAUGCGUGUUAGCUACGUCCACGAGCGAGAGAGAGCCAGUUUCACUAUAUAGAGGAGAUUACAUAUUACAGAGGAGUAUGAGAAGUAUUUAUAGUACUUCUACCAAUCGUAGCGGCUGAUAGUCCGAUUCAAGUCACAUCAACAUGUGUGUUACUUGGCAAUGGAGAGAGUGACUUGGCAAUAGUUAGGUUUUUAAUUCGAUGACUGAUAGACCUCUUCGAAUCUCGAUGAUCACAUUUGUUUUGUUUAUCGCAUGGUGUUCGGAUUUAUGUAAAUUUUAAACUCAUUUAUGGUGACUUUCGUUUAAUGGGAUGUAUUAUUAAGUGGUAUAUGAUAUAUAUUAUUAAACCCCUCCAACAACUCAGAAUUAUUGAAAUCGAGAACCAAAGCAAAGCAAAAACAAAAGUUAGGUUUUCAUUUCGAUGAUUUGAUGGUACUCUCUUGUAGACCGAAACCGCAAUGGCAAUAUUCUUGUUAAAUAGAUCGAAGAUCUAUUGCUAGAUACUUCUUAGUAGAAUAUUACAUUUUUUUUUGGCCGUUGACUACUCAAUUCGGUGAGCAAGGAAUUAGGUCAACCCUUCAAGCUAUUGGAACCCAUGACUGACCAUUAUAGAAUGCAAUAUCGUAGUAGUGUCCAUGAUUUGGUCAAAAGACCAAACACGUAAACAAAACAAAAUGAAAAAAACCGUUGUAUCUAAAAUACACUCCCAACUAUAAAUGCAAGACAUGACAUCUUGCACCGUAUGUAUGUUUGUAUAACUACGACGGGCGGCGAUAGGGCUAGUGGGAUCAUAACAUAUAUACGCGUAAAUAGUAUUUGACUUAACUUGCUUCCCACGGUAGAUAUAUGUAUAUGUGUGCAAAAGCGUGAUCGUCUUCAUUAUUGUUGAUUUUAGAGUAACUUGCUAAUAUUGUAUGACCUAAUAUUAGGGAUACUACUUGUCAUAAAUUAACCGGUUCUAAUAACUCGACCUUCUGAGAAUACUUAUUAGGAGUUUAAACUUUAAAGUUAAUUUGUACUUGUCCGUUCAUGUGUUUUAAUCGUUUCUUAGUAUUGGGAGUCAUGGGAACUUGAAUAAGAUACCUCGCGGUUAAGUAAGUUAUGAUAGCCUGUUAUAACUUACACUGAAAUUGUUGGAAGUAAUUAAAUAGAUUCAUGCCUAUGGCAUUUGCGUGGAAGAGUACCAAGAAAAUCUCUAUAUUCCUUUUUUUUUUUUUGGGUAUGAGAAACUUACAACAUAUAUUUGACAUGCUGCUGAAAACGAUCUAUAAAACGUAUCAAAUCGACAUUACGAUUAAUCAUCUUAUUAUUUACCUUCAUAGUAGCUAUAUUUUCACAAUUACAACGAUAUGAUUUGAACUAUUGAUGAGUCGAGUUGCCUCAAAUUCAUCUUUAUCUUUUCCCUAUCAUGUAGUAUUUUGCCCUAUAUAUUAAUGCAGCCGACAAUAGAGGGGACUUGAUUUGCAAUAAAUUUCCAUUUUGGGGGGGCAAGGAACCCAUAUCCCCCAACGGUGUGAGAAUAGGUCCAUAGUUCAUUUUCCAUACGACUACCUCCCCAACCAUAUUCUGCUCAAUAAAUGUCUAGUGGAGUUUUACAAUCACUUACAGCUGUGACCAAAGAGAGGGCGAUGAAGAAGAAGAAGUUAACUUGAGAAUGGUAAAUUAGCUACAUUUACGACUUAUAACUUGUCGCAAUUUGAGUCCAAUCGAAAAAAUUAAUUACAAAUAUCUCAAAACAACGAUACAGAACGAGAUGAAACACACACCGAGAAAAAAUCUUCUCAACUUUCGAAUGAAUGUAAGUAAAAUUAUAUGUAGAUUUAUAUAAUAAACUUAAGAAAUGGAAUAGUCGGUAAGGACUUAACCUCUGGAUAGUCGGUUAGAAUUUUUUUUACCUAUCUCAUUCAGAUUUCGGGUUCCACCAUGACCUCCCCAUCUAUCAGAAACAUCUAUCUAUCUAGUUGUCUCAUGGAUUUACCAACCAUAGUUUUGUUUUGUGUUUUCUUUCUCCUCCAAUAUUAACUCUCAAUGAGGCUGUAUAAUCUUCAGCAAAGAGCUAUAUAAAGAGGGCAAUUGAGUAGCAUGCAAUCCUCACAAUUCAAGUCACAAAGCUUUAACCUUUCUUUCUCCUCAUCUCUCCGUUACUUCUUCUUCGCGUCUUUGUGUCUCUCUCUUCCACCCAAUUUGCUCGCAUUUUGGGACUUUGCAGAAACAAGCUAGAAUCUUUUUCUCCCUUUGUUGUCUUGUCGGCCAAAUUUGGAAACUUGCUGAUCCACAGUCCGCCACGUUUUCAAGUUUGUGUACCUUGGGCAACGCUGACGGCAAGUGUUGAAGGCACAGAGAAAGCAGAGUUAAAAACAAAAAAAAAAAGGGUGUAAAGCCUCUGUUUUCGAGUUCUUUUGAUAUGGCUGCUGGCUUGUUGUCCACUUGGCCAUGGGAGAGACUUGGGUUGUACAAGUAUAUACUGUACGGGCCAAUAGUGGGAAAUGUCCUGUAUUCCACAUACCAAGAGGGCAGCUUGAAGCUGGAUUGGUGCUUUUGCUUGCUAGUACUUUGGUACAUCAGGCAUCUUGUGAAUCUGUAUUGGAGCACUUUUGUCAACAUGAUGUUCCUCUCCAAGAGCAUCAGGAUCGACAAGCAAGGCUAUGGAUUCAAGCAGGUCGACAGUGAGUGGGAUUGGGAUAAUUUUCUGGUCUUCCAAUCCCUGAUUGGGUUCUUGGCAUGUUCUAUGUCGUCAAUGGGAUCACUUCCUAUCUGGAACACAAAAGGGUUGUUGUGGAUUCUGGUUCUUCAUGUUGGAAUCUCAGAGCCGGUUUACUACUGUGUUCAUAGACUCUUCCACACAGGCUCCUGGUUCACCAAUUACCACUCAAUCAACCACUCGUCUCCAGUGCUGCAUCCAUACACAGGCUACCAACUUACAUUUCUGGAGCAUCUGGUGCUAACUUCUGUAACUGGGAUCCCAAUUCUUGGGUCUUUCCUCCUGGGUUAUGGAUCGUUGCUUACAAUUGCUGGAUAUCUUUUGGCGUUUGAUUUCCUGAGAUGUAUGGGAUAUUCCAACACUGAGAUAGUGCCUCACCAACUUUUCCAGACCCUGCCUUUCCUCAAAUACCUCAUUUACACAGGAACGUACCAUAGCCUGCAUCAUGCUGAGAUGGAGACCAAUUUCUGCCUAUUCAUGCCAAUCUUCGAUGCAAUUGGGAAGACCCUCAACAGCAAGUCAUGGGAGCUGCACGAGAAGAUGCGUUCAAAAGCAGGGACGUAUGGGAGAGUUCCUGAUUUCGUGUUCUUGGCACAUGUUGUGGAUGUGUGUUCUGCAAUGCAUGCCCCCUUUGUUUUCCGGACGUUUGCAUCGCUGCCAUACCGAUUUCAAGCCUUCUUGAUCCCUUUCUGGCCUAUAACAUUCGGGGUGAUGAUUGCGAUGUGGGCUAAAGCAAAGACAUUUGGCUUUUCUUUCUACAAUCUAAGGGGCAAGCUCCAUGAGACAUGGGUUGUGCCCAGGUUUGGUUUCCAGUAUUUCUUGCCAUUUGCAAAGGAAGGAAUCAACAAGAGGAUCGAUGAGGCUAUUCUCAAAGCUGAUGGACUUGGAGUUAAGGUUCUGAGUCUUGCUGCAUUGAACAAGAAUGAAGCACUGAAUGGAGGUGGAACAUUGUUUGUGAACAAGCAUCCGGACCUCAAAGUUAGAGUUGUCCAUGGGAACACAUUGACAGCAGCAGUUAUCCUGAACGAGAUUGGUGAAGAAAUUGAAGAAGUGUUCCUAACAGGAGCCACUUCCAAGCUUGGAAGAGCCAUUGCACUCUACCUUUGCAGAAGAAAAGUCCGAGUCCUUAUGUUGACUCUCUCAACAGAGAGGUUUCAGAAGAUUCAGAAGGAAGCUCCUGUUGAUUGCCAGAGUAACUUGGUGCAAGUUACCAAGUACCAGGCUGCUAGACAUUGCAAGACUUGGAUAGUUGGGAAGUGGAUAACAUUAAGGGAGCAGAGUUGGGCGCCACCAGGAGCCCAUUUCCACCAGUUUGUGGUGCCACCAAUUUUGGCCUUCAGGAAGGAUUGCACCUAUGGAGACCUUGCUGCCAUGAGAUUGCCUGAUGAUGUUGAAGGGCUUUGGAGUUGUGAGUACACGAUGGAUCGAGGAGUUGUCCACGCGUGCCACGCUGGAGGCGUGGUGCACUUCUUGGAGGGAUGGACACACCAUGAAGUGGGAGCAAUAGAUGUUGACAGGAUUGAUCUGGUGUGGAAUGCUGCAAUGAAGCAUGGCUUGAAGCCUGUCUCCAACAUCAACAAACUCAAACAAAAGUAGAAACAUUGCUCUGAGAUUGAUGGCUUUGAUGUCUGUUUACAAUGCAAUUGUUGUUUAUUGUCCUCAAUCUAUCUAUAGUUUGUAUCCUAAUGCUGUAGCUUUUGGCUGUAUCCGAUAAAAAAAUUGUAAGGAUUAGAAAUAGGGCAAAAGGAAAGAAGAAGAAGUUGUUAUAAGUGAAAGAAAAGCAAGAAGAACAACAGUCUUUCUCUUUUUUGUUCUUUACAUUUAUAGAUCUUAGGGAAAAGUCAAUUGUUGUGUAAGGUGUAUUGUAUCCCUCUUCUCAAUUUCAUUAAUGAAAGGGUAAAUUCGUUCUAUCUUUGUCUUAUUUUCUUUCCAAACAUACAAAAAUCUUGAGUGAUUAUUGUUCAAUAAUUGAUUUAUUAGCCAAGAGACAUUCAUAGUCUCAUCACAAACAUUUUCACUUGAUACCCAGUAAAGUUUGCUUAUUGAGAACUUACAAGUUGUUAUGUUUGGCAUAUACAUUGUUAGAAGUCGAUACAAUUCCAACGAUGUUAUAGUUUUACGAUUGAUAAUCAUUUGAUUCAAACUAGAACUGACUUGACAAACUGACACAAUAUUCAGGAAUAGUAAAUUUUAGAUGUCGGGUAGGAGCUUAUGUGAAUUUAUUGUUUAAAAUUCUCCGCUCCAAUUUAGUUGAACUUACAGUUAGUAGUUAUCAGUGUUCUCGUCUCCAGCUUUGAUCGACCUCACGGUUUGUUCUAUCAUUCGCCACCAUCGACCUCUAAACAACCAAAACCAUUGUCACGAUAUCUACUACUUCAGUUCCUCUCCCAUUAGUAUCCAACUUCGAUUGGGCCAAACAUCUAAUAGUAAAACAGAGCUCCCCUGUUUUUACCCUUUGCAAUAUGCCCUGUACUUUCAGAACGAAACACUGCCAGGAGUUUGACAGGUUCCAUACAUCAGUCAUUGUUUGUCUGAAAGCUACACCAAAGAUUAUAACUUGAUGUUCUCCUUUUUUACAGGGUAUGUUCGGCGAAGCAAGAAGUUGACCAUGGAGAUGUUGAUGACCAAGAAAGUGACGAGGAAGGACAGCAAAAUCCUGUACUGUGGAGAAAUCAAAUGUAACAGUGGAGCAGGAAGAAGAGUUCUGUGAUGUUGUUGUUCUUCCUCCUACCACUCCUGAAAAGGAAUCGUUCUCUCGGUCAGCAGCAACAGAAAUCAAUCAGUGCGUCGUCGUCAGGAAGUCUUGUCGUCGUCGAGCCACGUGGCCCCCCGGAGAAGCUGUCGUUCUUCCUCUUCAUCUUCUGCCGUGUCAGGUCAGGUUUCCAUAUAUAGUCUGUCAAUAGUUUAACAUCUCCUAUAUGUUGAUUGCCCUGUUUUUACCCCUGUUGUAGGAUGGUUUGCUUGGUUGUGAGUUGGUCACGUCAGGAGUUUUCGGACACAAAUUGGCAAAGUGUUAGUGUUGAGUGAAAGUUGUAGGAGAUAGCCUAGUAGGUAUUAGAUCGGCCAAAGCCUUGUAGAUUAGAGUCUGAAGUUAUCUCGAGUGUUAUCGAGUCUUCUUAUCUCGAAACAUAGCUGAAUAAGAGCUAUUUCUCUUUCGUUAAGACGGGCAAUAUCGUACCCCGUCGAUUUGAGGCAACUUAACAAAAUGUCUCUAAUGACCAAUCGUAAAUCGGUGUCUAGAUUACAAUAACAUGUUGCAAAGCUAGCUAAUUUAUCGUCUCCAUUACCAAUCGAACUUGAUUUACCAAGGAUAGAUUCGUUGGCAUGGCUAGUGGACCCGAGUUCUUUUUUGGUAAUCCUUAUAAGUUAUAGUUACAGGAGAGAGUCUCCAUAACAUGAGAUUGAAGACGGUUAUUGCUGAUCAUUGACAACCACAAUCGACCAAUGUAUGUAUGUAUGUAUCAAAUGUCACCAUGAGAUGUAGGAAAUGUGUGUUCAAGUGAUGAAGUUGUUAUUCACAUUCUUGUAACUUUUAGAUCACUUCAAUGUGGGUGGUGUCUUGUGGUUGCUAUAGUUUUUACUUUGUAUUGACACUCUCUAAGAGUUUAUUCUGAAAGUUAAAUGCACUAAAAGUGCACUAAUCUAUCACAAAUUUUGCUUAUGGUCAAGAAGGUUUAGGCGGUGGCAUUAAGAAUAAGAGAUAUAUGAUAUCCAAAACCAGCGUGGCUGUGUCCAAUAAUAUGCUCAACAUGGAUGCGAUCGAUGCAAACAAUUCAAGUUAGGUGUGAAGUUGACAAUCUUCGGUAGUGUCUACUUUGGCAGUUUCUUGUCAAAGUGGGUUCCUAUUGCCAUAUUCUUUAUUGGCACUGCCAUUUGCAUGCUCAAUUAUGUCAGUUCAACCAUCAAUUAGCUCAUCAUAUAAAUGGUAUAUCAUACUCAUGGCACCAAAUGAUAUGUCUUUUACAUUCAGCUACUCGAGUUAUUGAUCGGAGAGGUUAUGCAUGUGUUUCAAGUUAUGUAACUUCUAACUUUCAUAGUAAUUCGAAGAUUUACUUUGUAGAUGAGUAUGUAAUUUUCAAUCUUAUCGUUAUUUUGAACCUUGUCGCACUAAAUUUUCGUUUGGAUAUAAAAGAGAUAUACAAGAUCUAUAAGUACCCUUCUCCCAACAAUUGGUGUUAUUAGGACCAACCUUGUUGCUAUGCACUUCCGUUUGGAUGCAAAUGAGAGGUAUAAGAUUCGUAAUUAACCCUCUUCGAACAAUUGGAGUUAUCGGAACCAAACGGUUUAUGACAUGGUGUCACACCUGGCUGGCCAAGUGAUCGUGUGUUUGAAUUUUCAUGAUCUUAAAAUACUAACAGUUGAUUUAAGCACGAAGAAUGAUGGUUCUGUGCAGAUUUCGAGUUUGAGAAGCGAUCUUUGUCUAAUGACACGUGUGGAGUUUGUUGGGACCAAAUGAUUUAUGCCAAAGACGGUAAAGUCGGGGGUUCUUGAAAGCUUUUCCACCAUGGAUAUGUGUGAUUGGACCGGUUGAUCAUGAUUGACAUGCAUAAGCACAAGGAAGAGAGAAGAUCAAAGGGCAACUGAUGAAAGACCAUAUGGCAACAUGUGCCGUACCCAUGGAAUGGCAAACUUUUCUGCCCAUGUUACUUCGUCGAUCGAUGUGGACCUCAUCAUCGACAGAAUUUCAAGCGAACAUGAUUGAGUUUGCACUAGUAGCUACUAGUACCGUUGGCCAACAUCAACGAGCUAUAUAUAUAUGUGCAUAUUUUAGUAGCUAGCUAGCUAAGGAGAGAGUGGGCGUCGUCUUCUCUUCUCUACCCAUGUUUGUGUGUGUUGAGAGGUCCACGUACGUACCAAAUUGGAGGAACAACCCACACGAUUGUAUCUUAAUUGUUGUCCCCACUCUAUUCCCUGCGGUUAAGACUCUAGAGAGAGAGAGAGAGAGAGAGAGAGAGAGAGCUAGAGAUAGAGAGAGAGCACAUGGCGACACCAGUAUCCACUUAUUCGUUGACACCCUUUUGCUUAGGGAUGGAUCAAUGGAUGCUUGAACGGUUACUCAAUCCUAUGUAUAGUAAUACCGUGAUGAACUCGGUGCAUACAUGUUGCGGAAUGGUGGUGACUAAUUACCAUGUGGUUCGUUGGAGAAUGAUGAACCUUUGGGUUUUAGGCUUAUAGGUGGCGUUCAUGUGGCCAUAAUGCAAAAACUUUCCAUCGCUCGAGCUAUCUAUAGCUCAUGUACGCUAAACUGAUCGAAAUCAAACUGAAAGUAGCUAGCAUCGAUUGUUUGGACUAGAACCAACAUGGAUAACGAAAUCACAAAAUGAUAUAUGAUAAGCUACUGGCGGGGUUCUCUCCUAAAGAGUUAUGUGGUCAAUUUUGUUUUUGACAUAAUGUCAAACCGAACAUUUGAUGAAUGGUAUAUAAAAUUUCCUUUUUAAAUAUGUCCGAACAACUUGAGUAUUAAGCGAACUUGAUAGAUUGAUAAGCUUACUUAACCAUUGUGAAAUCAAAACUAAAGAAGUACUUUGUCUUUGUCGUGUGGGUUGGAAAGGAAAUUGACAACCUUUGUUUAGUAGAUAGUAAGUUAACUGUAAUAUGAUUACACAAGUCAUUGACGGGUUGGACUUUGUUGGACGAACCAAGAAAAAGAGGGCCAAGAAAGCCGUACAUUUUCAUGAAGAGGGAGAGAGAGUAACAUGGUAGAGAGAGAGAGAGAGACACCAACAUGAAAUCCAUCCAUGAUUUAAGGAGAGGGGAUGGAAAUGGAAUUAUAUGAAUAUCAUAUUCCAUUUCCAGCACACAUCUCAUGGUGCAGUCGAAGCUGUAAAGUCUUUUGAUUUGAUCGAACGAACCUUCCAUAACGUAUACGUUUGACUAAGGUAGGGUUUAGGUUUGAAAACUUGUGUUUGAUCCUUGAACUUUUUUCAAAAUUGGUCAUACAUAAAUCUCCCUAGCUCCUUCAACAGACUCUUAAAGGUUUAGGUUACUACCUACCACUACGGAAUAAGAGGUAUGCAUGUGUUUACACUUAGUAACAUCCAGAGGUCAUAUUGAUCGAAACCCGAGAUUCAUAUCAGGUCAUAUUAUUAGUACAUGAAUGUUUCUUUACAAUCAUCUGAUUAUAUGAUAGAUACAAAACAAGUGGCACAAAGAAAAAAAUGUAACGAACAAUGUAAGAUGCGGUUAAUUAACUCAAAAACGAUGAUCAUUUCAUGAUUGAUGUAGGUGGCGUCAAGAGUGAUCGAUGUUGUAUGCGAACUUAUCGCAUUGAACUGAAAUGAUAGACCUAAGAUUGAUCCAAAUAAUUAAUACGUACAUACCAUCACACAACAUGAAUCUGGCAAAAUCAACGAUAUGACAGAUGUUAUCAUCACCGUCACGUUACGGCUCGGUGAGAGGCUAGCUAGAUUGAGGAUAACGUGUAAGGGGUUGUAAGUAUGCCCUUAUAGUUAAGGGCAGUGAGAGAGAGAGAGUGUGUGGGGUUGCCCCCUCCAUCCAAUAUCGUUCCCCAUGUGUGCACAUGCGAGUGUUUGCCUGUUGUGGGCGUGCGUGCACCAUGUUAAUAGUAACUUGCCCAUGUGUGUGCAUCAAUUUCAUCACAUCACUCUAUAGUGUAUAUAUUGAUUGGUGUAUAGCAACAUGCAUCCUCAACUAGCCAGAAACCUCAGCUUGGAGGAAGGUCAUGUGGUCUUCUGGUUUAGUAGCCACUCCUCCAUUAAGAAGGUUAAUGGUAUAUUUCCUUACCCAUCGUCCUUAUAAAAGAGAGAAACUAGAAACUGAACUCGUUUGUUGUUGAAGGGUUUGAGACCUAGUCCCUAAAUCAUGAGGAUGAAAACUGGAGGGAGAGAGAUUACCAUGAAUGGUUGGGAGGGAGUGGGGAAAAAAAAUUUGCGCUAGAAGGAGGGCUUGAACCUCCGACCUUGUGGUUAACAGCCACACGCUCUAACCAACUGAGCUAUUCCAGCUAAUUGAACAAUUGGAAGUUAACAACAACACUUCACCAUUCAUUAGCAGUAUUAGUGCCUUGGUUGAUUCAGUAAGACACUUUGUUAUAGAGUAGUGAUCAAUGUAGUCAAAAUCCCGAUUUUAAUCUUAAAAUCUUACGAUUUUACGAUUUUACCUAUGGGUUCCGAUCCUGAUUUUACUGUAAAAUCUUUGAACCUUAAAAUCCCAUAAAAUCCCGAUUUAGAACUCUAAAAUCCAUAAAAUCUACGAUUUCUACGAUUUUGUACGAUUUCAAGGUUCAUAUAAAUUGGAUCAAAAUUAGGCCGGUCAAGUUGGGUUAUGCCCAUGAACCGAGUCAAAUUUACUUUCCCCAACCCAACAUAAUGAACAACACAACCCCAACCUGAAAGUUAACCCUCAAUUUAUUUUCAUUCUCUUCCUCGUAUCUUUCUCUUUCGCACGUCGGCGCCCAACUCCUUCCAUCAACGAUAUCUUCCACCCUCCCAAUUAGCUUGUAGUUUGUUCCCACCACCCUCACAAUAAUCCAAAUAUCCAAUACAUUGCAAGCUUUUGUUCAUCUCCCAAUCCUUCAGCACCACUAACCCGACCUUUUAUCAAUUAAGAAGGGAAUGCAUCAAUCAAUGAGUUAUCUUUUCCAGAUGAUGGUAAUCAAGAAAAUAUGGUUAAUGGUGAAAGUACUUCAAGUGAUCAUAAGAGUAAUGAUAUUAGCCCUUAAACAAAUAAAAACGAUGAGAGUGA
Linum trigynum is the source of this 11615-nucleotide messenger RNA. NCBI's taxonomy places the organism in Eukaryota, Viridiplantae, Streptophyta, Magnoliopsida, Malpighiales, Linaceae. The record is from the annotation of a GenBank genome assembly.